CGAUAACCACCACCACAACGACCCUCUGAACCCAUUCUUUUCUUUAUCCCACCACAACCAUGGCCGCCGAUCUCAAGAUCAAACUGAACGACGGCCGUGAAAUACCAGCCAUCGGUCUAGGGACUUGGCAAUCACAGCCUGGUGAAGUCGAGAAUGCCGUCGCCCACGCCAUCAAAGAGGCGGGAUACCGUCACAUUGACUGUGCUUGGGUCUAUGGAAACGAGAAGGAAGUGGGAGAUGGUAUCAAGGCCUCUGGUGUUCCUAGAGAUCAACUUUGGAUCACCGGUAAAGUCUGGUGCACCUACCACACUCGAGUCGAAGAGUCCCUAAAUGAGACUCUGGAGAAACUGGGAACUGACUACCUCGACUUAUUCCUUAUCCACUGGCCUGUUCCCUUGAACCCUAAAGGCAAUCACCCCGCUUUCCCUACCCUGCCCGACGGCAAGCGGGACGUGGAUCACUCCUGGAAACUCUCCGAUACGUGGAAACAGAUGGAGGCUCUGCAGAAGGCUGGGAAGGUUAAAUCAAUUGGAGUGUCUAACUUUUCGGAGGCAAAGCUCGCAGAGAUACUUCCGUCAGCGGAGGUUAUUCCUGCCGUUAACCAGCUCGAACUUCAUCCGUACAACCCACAGCACGAGUUGGUUGCUUUCCUUAAAUCGAAAGGAAUAGUCGCACAAGCCUAUUCCCCGCUUGGGUCAGCUGGCUCCCCGCUCCUCCAGGACGAGACCGUGGUUCGUAUCGCGGAGAAACAUGGGUUGCAACCCGCGUUCGUGCUCCUUGGAUAUUUGCUUUCGAAGGGAAUUCCCGUCGUCCCCAAGUCCGUAACUCCUGCACGAAUCUCGGCCAACAUCGAAGGAGCGGCUGCUGCCUUCAAGAAGUUGGAGCAGGCUGACAUCGCUGAACUUGAUAAGCUCGCCGCCGAGGGCAAGCAACGAAGAUUCAUCACACCCCCAUGGCCUGUUGACCUUGGGUUCAAGGAUUGGAAAAACCCUGUUUAA
Coprinopsis cinerea okayama7#130 is the source of this 998-nucleotide messenger RNA. RefSeq names its product glycerol dehydrogenase. The coding region runs from base 60 to 998 and encodes 312 amino acids. The transcript is spliced from 10 exons. Gene Ontology annotation, cellular component: cytosol. NCBI's taxonomy places the organism in Eukaryota, Fungi, Basidiomycota, Agaricomycetes, Agaricales, Psathyrellaceae. The record is from RefSeq and is a predicted model, not a curated record. Gene Ontology annotation, molecular function: aldose reductase (NADPH) activity.